This is a messenger RNA of Rotaria sp. Silwood2, 936 nucleotides long. Lineage: Eukaryota; Metazoa; Rotifera; Eurotatoria; Philodinida; Philodinidae. The record is from the annotation of a GenBank genome assembly.
AUGCCCGAAUGCACUUUAGCUACGACAUGGUCUCAAGAAGGCAAAACUGUUGCUGGUGGCAAAGGUGAAGGAAAUGCUCUCGAUCAACUCUACUGUCCAACAGGAUUGUUUAUCGAUUCAAACAAUGUUCUCUUCGUUUCUGACGCCGGUAAUGGUCGCAUAAUUAAGUGGGAACAGGGUGCCUCGGACGGCACGAUCGUGGCUGGAUUUCAGCCAGAACAACUCAAGCUGUCGACAAGUGUUAUUGUUGAUCGAGAAGGUACUUUGUUUAUCACUGAUGGUUCUAGUGGCGAGGACUGUCGUGUCAUACGUUGGCGAAGAGAGGCUACAUCGGGUGAAACUCUUUUUUCUUCAAAUUCAUAUCUGACUGGUAUCGCUUUUGAUGUUAGUCAAGAACAUUUUUAUGUUUCACAUUGCGAUCAACAAUGUGUGAUCAAAUAUGCUAAAGAUGGAUCAAGUAAAGAAGUCAUCGUCGCUGAUGGCAAUGGACAAGGCAGUGCACUCAAUCAGCUUGAUGCUCCAAUCGAUGAGAUUGGCACAGUCUAUGUAUCAGAUCUUCAAAAUCGUCGACUUGUCAAAUGGUUUAUUAAUUCAAAAGAGGCAAUUAUUGUUGCAGGUGGUAAUGGUGAAGGUAGUCAACUAGAUCAACUAAGUUGUCCAAUGGGAAUUCUAAUUGAUCAUUUUGGUGCAGUUUAUACAGUUGAUGCAGAGAACCAUAGAGUAAUGCGUUUUCUAACUGAUGGCAAUGAAAAGGCAAGUGUAAUGGCUGACGGCAAUGGAGAAAGUAAUGGAGCAAAUCAAUUUUUGCAUCCGACCGACUUAGCAUUCGAUAGUACGGGAAAUUUGUACGUGUCCGAUUGUACUAAUAACCGAGUUCAAAUGUUUACUAUUGGCCAGCGUAGUGGUGAGCUCGUUUUCUAUGUGUAUAUUUUUUAA